UCGAUGAAGACUCCUGCUUCUUUCUUCCGGGAUCGUUUUACGACUUCCGCUUCCCACGAUCAUCCAAGCAGGUUCAUCUUGCCGUUUAUAUCAUCUUUGUUGUGCACCGGCAUUUUCCCACAACACCCUGCUCCUGCUCUCACAGAUGACGAAAAUGGCGGACAACGCAUCAUCGGUCGAGAUUGUUGAGGGCUGUCGCCUCCCCGUUCUUCGUAAAAACCAAGAACACGAGGACGAAUGGCCGCUGGCGGAAAUUUUAAGUGUGAAGGAAGUGUCUUCGAGAAAGCUUUUCUAUGUUCACUAUAUCGACUUCAACAAGCGCCUGGAUGAGUGGGUCACAGGGGACAGGCUGGACAUGAAGAAGCUUCAGUUCCCUAAGAAAGAAGCUAAAACGCCAACCAAGAACGGUCUUACUGGCUCCCGACCCAGUUCUCCAGAGAGAGAAGUGAGAAAGAGUCUAGAUCUCAACGUACAGUCUGCCACAGCUCCUUCCAGAGGCAAAACCCUCCCCACACCGCUAUCGGGUCAUGCUGAACUGCAUGGGAAUCCAGAAAUAAACAACCACGAAAUAAAAAAGGAAGAUGCCGAUCCGGUCGUGCAGAUCACAUCUGGAAGUGCUUUAACACACAGUGUAUCCAAAUGUUUGUCAGGGGUAUGCACUGGACUUGUCAAGCCACAUUUCAACUUCAAAUCUUUCAAGAAGAGAAAAGUAGAAGCCCCUCCGUUGGCGACUCAGGUUCCCCCGGCCCCCCCUGUGCCCUCCCUGCCAAGUUCAACUGAAGCCUCUCAGGCCUCUGUUUUUCCUGCCGGGAGGGAGCCCAACACUUUUAAGGCCCGAGAAGACCAUGAACCGAUCUCCUCGCUCACAACGAACGGCACUGCCCGGCGACUCAUCCCCUCGCAGCCCGGGAGGAAGAGAAAAGCUAAUUGUGGGGGAGCUGAUGAGAUGAUAAAGGUUCUGCAGUAUAACAACCCUCAAACAGCCAGUGUCUUUCUACCACCACCAGAGGAUUCCCAAGACAGUUCAGACGGCAUCCCAACUGCACCCCGCAUGACGGGCAGUCUGGUGUCGGACCGCAGCCAUGACGACAUCGUCACCCGAAUGAAAAACAUAGAGUGUAUAGAGUUAGGACGCCACCGACUAAAGCCCUGGUACUUCUCACCGUACCCACAGGAACUCACCACUCUGCCCAUCCUCUACCUCUGUGAAUUCUGUCUCAAGUACCUCAAAAGCCUGAAGUGUCUCCAGAGGCAUUUGACAAAAUGUAAUCUAAGACAUCCUCCAGGCAACGAGAUCUACCGCAAAGGCACCAUCUCAUUUUUUGAGAUUGACGGCAGGAAAAACAAAACUUAUUCCCAGAACCUGUGUUUACUUGCGAAGUGUUUCCUGGACCACAAAACCUUGUAUUACGACACAGACCCUUUCCUCUUCUAUGUAAUGACAGAGUAUGACUCCAAAGGCUUCCACAUAGUGGGCUACUUUUCUAAGGAAAAAGAGUCGACUGAAGAUUAUAACGUAGCCUGCAUCCUGACCUUGCCUCCCUACCAGCGGAGAGGCUAUGGCAAACUGCUCAUUGAGUUCAGUUACGAGCUGUCCAAGGUAGAAGGGAAGACGGGGACUCCUGAGAAGCCACUUUCUGACCUCGGUCUUUUGUCCUAUCGUUCCUACUGGUCCCAGACCAUCUUGGAAAUUCUCAUGGACCUUAAACCCGACAAUGGAGAAAGGCCGCAGAUUACAAUCAAUGAGAUCAGUGAGAUCACAAGUGUAAAGAAAGAAGACGUCAUUUCAACGCUUCAGUACCUAAACCUCAUCAACUAUUACAAGGGCCAGUACAUCCUGACUCUUUCAGAGGACAUUGUGGACGGACAUGAAAGAGCGAUGCAGAAGAGACACUUGCGAAUAGAUCCAAAAUGCCUUCACUUCACACCUAAGGACUGGAGCAAGAGGGGCAAGUGGUAGAGUCCCGGCCAGCGUCACUGAAUACCCUCCCCAAACCGCCAGAUAGCAGACUUGAAGCAAACAGUGGAUCAGAUCAAGGUUUUUUUCAAGGUUUCUCAAGAAGAACCUCAAAACCUUUUUGAACCCAGGACUCUUUUUCAGAUAAGACACAAUGAACAUAAAUUGUCACUUGAGAUGCAUAAACUUUUAUUGUGAAUAUUCAUUGUAUAUUGUGAAUUUAAAAGCUCUCACACUUGGGGACAAAAGAGAGAGACUGGUUAACCGUGACACCGCCAAAAUAUACAACACACCUUCUACUGUGUAAAAGAUCCUGUUUAUGACCGACAGUGCGUUUAAAAGUGAGAUAUGGUGUUUGUUUAAGAGUGUAAAUUUAAGCCUAAAAUGGGGAACUUACAGACCACCUAAUGAAAAUAUUGUUUAAUAGAGAACAAUUUGUGAUCUACAGUGAAUCGCCUCAUCUGUUGACAGUCAACAUUAUGUAAAAAAACACAAAGGGGAUUUAUUUUCCAUAAAUUCAACAAGGAAAGGUCGUUUUGUUUUAAAUGUGUGAGUUUUGUCUACAUCUGCCACACUAAGAAGUGGCGUUAAAAUGUCGUCGUCGAAAUUAUUAAUGUACCCCCAAACAUGUCAAAUUCCUUGUGUGACCCUUUCCAACAACACCCUAGUCAUACAUGUCAUAUUUAAGAAACCUUAGUUGAUGACAAAAGUAUAAGACUUAAAGCACUCCUUAAACAAUAGGACAGCACUCCAAAAUCUUUUCUUCACUUUCUACUUUGAGUAUACAUUUUUGUACAAAGUGUGCAGGCUUCAAAACGUCUCCAAACACCUCUUCCAAGUUUGAAUUGUUGUGAAAUACAAUACCUACUGAUAAACAAGUCACACAUACACUCACACUUAAUAACAGAGACUCAAUGAUAAAUGUAUUGUCAGAUUGUAAACAGUGAGCGUAAAACAAAUAACAUUUUCGGAUCUGUUUUGGGAGAACAAAAUCAAAAAAAUUCUAAUUCUCAUCUCAACGCACAGAUAGUAACUUUAAGUUUAUUGUGAUUCUCCUCCAGUGCCUGAAUUAGUUUUUGUCUUUCAAUGAACAGUGAGGACAGAAAUGUUCUAGUAGUUAUAUGGCUCACUUGUUAAUAAGAAAAAAUACAUGUAUUUAAAUAAACAUCCAGAACACUUUAGAUGCAGACAAACAUUUCAAAACUAGACAUCAAGAUCUACCGUCAUAAAGUUGUUUAAGAGCCAACAAGGACGAUUCCGGUUUGUUAUCCUUUACAGUAGCAAAUCUGAUUUAAUUUCCCUGUUUUAAAUAGGUGGAAGUAUUUAUGCUCUUUGUGAUCAUUCAGGUUAUUCUUUCUUUUUUAAUAUAUUACAGUGUCAUAAUCAUCUUCACAGUGUGCAAUGAGACAAAUCAAUUCCCCGUGUUUAAACUUAUGUUCCCUGAACUGUACAUAUUGGACCUGAUUGUAAAAAACAAAAAAAAGCUUAGAAUACAGAAGCCAUGUUGAACUGUUAGAAGAAUGUAAAUUUUGUGUACAGUUGUCUUUAGUGUCUUUUUUUACUUAAUGUAAACUAACUGGCUGCACAAUAUCAACAGGAAAAGACAUAAAAAUGGUAUCUUACUUUCAGUUUUGUGUUUAAUGUUUACAUGUCACAAAGGUUGUUGAAUUUACCCUGUUGAAAGGAUUUAGUAAAUCUUUAAGUGAAACACAGUUGAAAGUAUGAUUUGAGCGUUUGAUAUAAAAAAAAGUUCUUGAAUUGAUAAAAAAAAACAUUUUAAAAA
Molecule: messenger RNA, 3740 nt
Organism: Anoplopoma fimbria (sablefish)
Lineage: Eukaryota; Metazoa; Chordata; Actinopteri; Perciformes; Anoplopomatidae
Product: histone acetyltransferase KAT5
Exons: 16
Coding region: 146-1960 (604 amino acids)
Biological process (GO): regulation of DNA-templated transcription
Molecular function (GO): histone acetyltransferase activity
Source: RefSeq, a predicted model, not a curated record